ACAUAUAUGUAAUUCCACUGCUCAGAAGAAUCCUGUCAAAAGCCAUAGUGUUUAUAAAAUGGGCGUGAAAGAUAAGUCGCAGGCAUAUGCGGACGACGAAGCGAUGGAUACGAUCAGUAUCCUAAGCAGUUCUAUUGAUCAGUUAAGUGUUGGAUCCUCAGAGGAUGCGAAUACGUUGGAAAAUCCAAAAACAUGGAAUCAACAGUUUGAAAGUAUUGUUGAUGACUUAUUAGAAGUGAAAAAAUAUGGAUCGAAAGAACGCGAAGGACAUUUGAGAAAACUGUACAACUUGUGUACUCGACAUUACGUGAAACGAGUUGCUGAAAAAGUCGAACCUUUAGAGGAAAUCCUGUUAAAGCUUUUUCAUUCUUCGCCUUCAGAUACAGAAGUUAUUCUUUCGAUGAGGUUGCUGUGUGCUCUAUGUUUGGCUUCUGUGUUUUCGGUAGAGGGUCUUUGGAUUGCUACUGAAGGACGUUUCAAUGCUCUCGUAAAUGAUCCUCACCCGACGGCAGUGAAAUGCGAAGCAAUGCUUUCCUUUUCCUUAUUAACAGUCCUUUUGGAUUCCGAACCUGAUAUAAUGGAUUUUGGUUAUCAGCUUGUGAGCAUCAUCGAGUCUGAUGGUGCCAUUGUUGAUGCAGAGGACAACGAAGAAGUCGUUGGCAUAGCUUGCCAGUCUCUAGGACUUUUAGUUACUGGUAUAACCUCCUAUAGUGAAUUUGCCACCUCUGCUACCGAAGCGAUUGCGGAACAGUUAGAAGCUGCCAGCAUAGACGUACAGAUGGGCGCUGGACAAGCUCUAGCUGCUUUAUAUGAGCGAAUUGCGGAUGCUUAUUCCGAUGAAGACACUUUGAAAAACUCCAUUGACAACGAUAUUUUACCUGAUCGCGUUCAUUUGAUUUCUAUCCUCCGUGAUCUUUCCACGGAAUCCUCAAAAAGCAUUGCUAAAAAACAUAGAAAAGUUCUGCACCAAACCUUCCGAAGCGUUCUUCAAACAAUUGAGAAUCCUAAUUCACCUGUAAAUACAAAAUCUUCUAUGAGAAUAGGCAAAUCUACGAUCGAGCUUGACACUUGGAAAAAGAUUUUGCGAGCUCAAGGUCUCAAGUAUAUCCUCCGAUCAGCGUUUCCCGUAUAUUUUGCAAAAAGCUCUUUUCUUCGUAAUUUUAUGGAUUAUUCUGGGUACGUUGCUGGUGUAGCAACAAGCGAUCCAGAAUCCGACUAUGAAGGUGAAGAAGACAAUUAUAUUGAGGAUAAGACACAAGGACUUACAGAUGUUGAAAGGAGAGGACUAGAUCGUACUCGAGACAGACAAAGACGUCAACAACAGAGAAACAGAACCGAUUUCGUUAAUUCUUAUUACUUCUCUUAACGGUAUAUGUUCCAAGAAAAACAACUUUAAUAACUGUUCGCUAAAUACACCUCCUUUUAUUGAUUUUUAUAAUGUGUACUAUAGAUUUACUGUUCUUUUUGGUUUAUUGCUCACUUUACUCCCUUGUGUUCUGUUCUUAUUUUUGCUAUGGAUAUCUGGUUAUGAAUGUAUUUAUCGUAUUAC
This is a messenger RNA of Schizosaccharomyces octosporus yFS286, 1549 nucleotides long. RefSeq lists its product as uncharacterized. Bases 59 to 1366 code for a protein of 435 amino acids. Lineage: Eukaryota; Fungi; Ascomycota; Schizosaccharomycetes; Schizosaccharomycetales; Schizosaccharomycetaceae. The transcript has a single exon. The record is from RefSeq and is a predicted model, not a curated record.